GUGGAACUUUUCAGAACGCGGCCGCGGGAAAACGAGAAACAUAGACAAAACAGAUCUGACAUCUUUGAACCAUAGGUUAAGAAGUUUUUAGAAGAUCUGAAUAACACAGUAUUACUUGCAUGAACUCAAGGGUCCUGUGCAGCAAAAGUAUUGGUUUCAUACUUUCCUGAAAUGCCUUGUGAAAUCAUAACCCUUCAGCUUGGCCAGUGUGGAAAUCAGAUUGGGUUUGAAUUCUGGAAACGAUUAUGUGCGGAACAUGGCAUUAGUUCAGAAGGCAUUUUGGAGGAUUUUGCCACAGAAGGGACAGACCGCAAAGAUGUGUUCUUUUACCAGGCUGACGAUGAACACUAUAUUCCUCGAGCUGUGCUCCUUGAUCUGGAACCUCGUGUCAUUCAUACCAUUAUGAAUUCUCCGUAUGCAAAGCUUUACAAUUCAGAGAACAUCUAUCUUGCCAAGCAUGGAGGUGGUGCAGGUAAUAACUGGGCAUCAGGUCAUUCUCAAGGAGAGAGAUUGCAGGAUGAGAUUUUUGACAUUAUUGACAGAGAGGCUGAGGGCAGCGACAGUUUAGAGGGUUUUGUACUGUGUCACUCAAUUGCUGGAGGUACUGGUUCAGGUCUCGGUUCGUACCUUCUUGAGCGACUAACUGAUCGAUUUCCUAAGAAAUUGGUUCAAACCUAUAGUGUUUUUCCAAAUCAGGAAGAAAUAAGUGACGUAGUUGUUCAGCCUUACAACUCUCUUCUUACUUUGAAGCGCCUAACUCAGAGUGCGGACUGUGUUGUUGUUUUAGACAAUACUGCCUUGAACAGAAUAGCAACAGAUCGUCUCCACAUUCAGAAUCCAUCUUUUGCCCACAUAAAUACUCUAGUUUCCACUAUCAUGUCAGUGAGCACAACAACAUUAAGGUAUCCCUCUUACAUGAACAAUGAUCUGAUUGGCUUAAUUGCUCCUCUCAUACCAACACCACGAUUGCAUUUCCUAAUGACUGGAUAUACACCACUCACAACUGAUCCAGAAGCUACAUCUGUCCGCAAAACUACUGUUUUGGAUGUGAUGCGAAGGCUUCUGCAGCCUAAAAAUAUGAUGGUUUCUACAGCCAUUGACAGAAAUGCUGCCCAUUGUUAUAUUUCUAUCUUGAAUAUUAUCCAAGGUGAAGUUGAUCCUACUCAAGUCCACAAGUCCCUUCAACGUAUAAGGGAGCGAAAGCUGGUUCAGUUUAUUCCAUGGGGACCAGCUAGUAUCCAAGUGGCUCUCUCACGAAAGUCUCCAUAUGUACAGACAGCCCACAGGGUUUCAGGAUUAAUGUUGGCCAACCACACAAACAUUUCUUCGCUGUUUGAGAGAGUGCUUCAGCAAUAUGAUAAACUUCGUAAGCGGGAAGCAUUUUUGGAACAAUUCCGUAAAGAAAAAAUGUUUGAAGAUAACUUGGAUGAACUUGAUAAUUCUCGAGAAGUUGUUCAAGAACUUGUAGAUGAGUAUAAAGCAGCAGCUCGCCCUGACUAUUUAACUUGGGGUAAUCGACAAGUUUAGUCUAUCCACAGAACUUCUUUGCUUGUUGUAAAUGUGAAUCUGCUCUCUUCCAUAAGCUUUACUUAAGCUUUUAUUGUAGUUUCAAGUAACUGAUGUGUCAUACUAGUUAAGGUAGUCAAGGUACAGUUCUAAUUGUAAUCUGUUAGUUUUUAUAGUUUUCAAAUUCAAUUGCUCCAGUACUCUUGCCAUGUUUUUUUGUUUUACUGGGGUUUUGUACACUGUACAUGUUAAGAUUGUUUGAAAGUGAAAUAGUGUAUCCAUGAAGUUAGUUUUAAAUAAUUCAAAGCACUUAACUGAUAGUUUUAAUGUUUUAAUUAAUUAAUAUUUAUUUGAAAAAUAUUGUCAUUUGCCAUAAUUUCAAAGUUAUUUAAACUUCGCAAAUGUUUGCACAUCACAGUCGUCUUGCCUUAAACACAUGUGUUGCUGCUCUGUGUAUUAUUGUAUGUCUUCUUGCAAGUUCAUCCAAAAUUUUAUCAUAACCCCCACCAAUUACAGCAGCACAAGGGAUGCCGUUUUUUAGAACUAGUUCUAAAACAUAGCGAUCUCUCUUCAUUAGACCUGCAAAGUUUUUUGGUACCCUAAACUGUCAGCUGCAUGAGGGUCCACUCCAGCAUCAUAGAGAACCAGGUCAGGUUGAAAUGAUUUCAGCACAAAUGGCAGGUGUUCCUGUAAAAUACAUUGCAACCAUUACCAAGAUCUCUGGGAAAAUAUCCGUUAGAUUCUUAUGUGUCUGCCUGAUUUCAUAGCUGUUUACUUGCAAAAGUUUCAUGUAUUCAAGGUCUCCAUCUCCUUUGUUUAAGUUGACGUCCAGAUCUGAUUGCUGUUUUCUAAAAGGAAAAUUCUGUUGGCAGUGCAUUGAAAAUGUGUAGACAUUGUCAUUGUUUUUGAAAAUGAAUGCUGUUCCAUCGCCCUUUUGAAAAAAAGAAAGUUAAAGGAGAGAAAUUAUUUUCAAAUAUUUUAAAGAAAGCAUUGAAAGACAAACUACUUAGAUUCAAUUUUUGACAAACCUGAUGCACAUCCAAAUCAACAAUCAGAACUCUACUUAUUUUUCCAGAAUCUAUGAGUGUUUGAGCAGUUACAGCAAGGUCGUUUAUUAAGCAAAAUCCAGAACCAUGAUCAGGAAAUGCAUGAUGUGUACCUCCAGCAGUGCUACAGGCUAAUCCUCUCGCAAGUGCAAUUUCAGCUGCAAGUAAGGUUCCACCUAAAGAUGUUAAAAAAAUUCAGCUGCAGUAAUGUUUGUUAAAUAAUUAACUAAGGAAGAUAUUUUAUUACUCUAACUACCUGUUUCAUACCUGACCCUACUUGCUAGGCCUGGUGUCCAUUCAAAUCCAGUCACUCUUUGUUCUUCUCCUGUAGUUUUACCAUUGAAAAACUUAUCAACAUACUCAGCUGUGUGCACACUUUGAGCACUACUUGCUGAUAUUUUCUCUGGUUCAACUACCUAUUGAACAGAACAGAAAUACGUGCAGGUCAAUCUUUUUGUUAGUUUAAUCAAUAUGUUAAGGAUAUCCUUUUUCUUUAUACUGUGGAAAUACCUGUUUUUUCUUGUCAAUGAUUCCAUCACUCUCUAAAAAAUGAAGAACUCAAUGAAAUUUUUGCAUUGGGAACCUGUGAUCCUCUGGAAGCGGACAGACAUAUUCCUUAUGAUGUAUAAUAGGGAGACCAUGCAGCCGUUGAAGUUGUUGCUCUUGUGCUUCUGUUAACUCUGACUGGAAAAAGGAAAAGGUGUUGGACUAACCCUUUGCUUGUUGAUAAAAGAUGAUUAGAACUUUGCCCUUAAUUUGGCAUUUGGAGGUUAGUCAACAAACGUGGAAAGGAGGGACAGUAACAUUUUCUCACUGUAAAUUUCGUUCGUUUGAUGAGGUUGGCGUCUACUGUUUUCCUCAGCCCGCCCAAACCGCGCCAGCUUCUAAACAGCGUCAUUGUUUGUUAUUACGUGAUGAGUUUAAAUCAUUCGCGGAGACAUGUAAACAUUGAAUGAAGACGGUGUAGCAGACGACAGAGGAGUCCGUUCCACACUUAACGACUGAAAUAUAUUCAGUUUCUGCACACAAUGCCAAGUAAAUGAGUUGGCUUGGUGAUUUCAAAAUGUUUUCUUCCCCUUGUUUGAAUUUGCAACAAUUUGCAUGCAGUAUCAUGUCUUGAAGUCAAAAUUAAUGCGAAAAUAAAUGUCAAAUCGACCAGCA
Frankliniella occidentalis (western flower thrips) is the source of this 3713-nucleotide messenger RNA. Its product is annotated as tubulin gamma-1 chain. Gene Ontology annotation, biological process: mitotic cell cycle; mitotic spindle organization; microtubule nucleation. The transcript has 11 exons. Gene Ontology annotation, molecular function: GTP binding; structural constituent of cytoskeleton. Lineage: Eukaryota; Metazoa; Arthropoda; Insecta; Thysanoptera; Thripidae. Bases 172 to 1527 code for a protein of 451 amino acids. The record is from RefSeq and is a predicted model, not a curated record. Gene Ontology annotation, cellular component: centrosome; gamma-tubulin complex; cytoplasm.